GCCAGUGCAGGAAAAUGGUCCUUUACUCUUUGUCAUGGGCUGAGCCCCACCAAAUCCCAGUUCCCAGUUCUGCUUGUAACUUGCUGUGUGAAUGCAGGCUCCUCAAGUCCCCUUUCUGGGCCUCAGUUUCCCCAUCUGUACAAGUCUGAGCCCCAGGAUUCCAGCCCCAGGCCAGGCCAUGGCACUGUGCCUGAAGCAGGUGUUCGCCAAGGACAAGACGUUCCGGCCGCGGAAGCGCUUCGAGCCGGGCACUCAGCGCUUUGAGUUGUACAAGAAAGCACAGGCCUCGCUCAAGUCCGGCCUGGACCUGCGCAGCGUGGUGAGGCUGCCGCCCGGCGAGAGCAUCGACGACUGGAUCGCCGUGCACGUGGUGGACUUCUUCAACCGCAUCAACCUCAUCUACGGCACCAUGGCUGAGCGCUGCAGCGAGACCAGCUGCCCGGUCAUGGCCGGCGGGCCGCGCUACGAGUACCGCUGGCAGGACGAGCGCCAGUACCGGCGGCCAGCCAAGCUCUCGGCGCCGCGCUACAUGGCGCUGCUCAUGGACUGGAUCGAGGGCCUCAUCAACGACGAGGAGGUCUUUCCCACGCGUGUUGGAGUUCCCUUCCCCAGGAACUUCCAGCAGGUCUGCACCAAGAUCCUGACGCGCCUCUUCCGAGUCUUUGUCCACGUCUACAUCCACCACUUCGACAGCAUCCUCAGCAUGGGCGCAGAGGCGCACGUCAACACCUGCUACAAGCACUUCUACUACUUCAUCCGCGAGUUCAGUCUGGUGGACCAGCGGGAGCUGGAGCCACUGAGGGAGAUGACAGAGCGGAUCUGUCACUGAGCCAGACCUGGACUUUGUUGCCCGUCAGAUGGACCAUCUGAACACAGGGUGGCUAGGGAAGGGGAGCCUCAGGAGUCUGGUGGUAGAGGACUCUGAAGGCCCAGGGACCCCUCCACACACCGAAAUCCUCUGGACUUCUGGUUCUCAGGAGUCUGUCUACAUGUCCCCCUGACUGCUCAUGAAGGGAGAAGGGGAGGGCUUCGAGGUGGGCAAACAGAAGGAAAGCAGAGUUAGACCUCUCGCACCAAGUCUGGGAGUCGGGUAGGCUAAGGGUUUCUUCUGUGAUGCUUGACCCUUCCAUGGUGGUUCCCAGGCCUAGCUGAAAAAUGUGGAUGUGGCCAAGGUGAUGGCAAGAAAGGUACAAGAGAGUGAGCAGCCUGCGUGUGAGUGAGCACAGAUGCCAGGGUGUGCGUGAGAUUCUGACUGUGGGGCGCGUCUGCGAGCUAGCUGCCUUAGACCCGCCCUGGCACACAGUAGGCCCUGCAUAAAUGUCGGAUGGAUGGCUGGACAGAUGGGUAGAUAAAGAGAUGGGGACCAUCAGACCAUGACCAUUGUAGGAGUGAUGACAGGUCAGUGUUCCCACUCAGUGUAUGUGACCAUGUGUAAGUGCACAAAUUAUGAUUGUACAUGCAGCUCUAUGUCUGAACCUUCCAGGCUACAGUCUUCCAUCAGUGUGUGAGUUUUGGGGAGCUGGGGGAAGGUGGGAAGGGAAGCCUCUUCCUGACUUCCUAAAGCCCUGGCCCACCACAGACACAGGUUCUGAUUCGCUCCCCUGAGAUGCCCAAGAGCUGUCAUUUCACUCAUCCUUCUGUCUCUAGGAGGGCCUGAUUAUAGACAGCCUCAGCCUCCUGGGGGUUGGGGAUGAGCCCUCAUGUCCACAAAGGUCCCCUGGCCCUUAAAGUGGGAAUCAUAUUCUCCAAUCUAGCACGCAGAAUCUACAGACCUGGCUCCUCCAGUUUGAAGCCCAGCACAAAAUACUCCUUCAGCUCAAGCAGGUAGUGGAACUUACAACUGGAAACUCCAAGUCUUGUCUCUCAUCUUGGACACUGAGGAUCAUGUAGCUGGCAAACGGACUCUUCCAGGCUUGGAGAGCACCCAUCCUAAAAGCACCUGCCUCCUUCCCACCCACCCCUGAGACAUUCCAGCAGGUUGAAUCUCAAGACACAGCUGUAUCCAGAGAGACUGGGAUGUCCAUUCAGCACACCUUUGCUCAGUACCUCCAUGCCCAGCCCUAUGCCCAGACCCACAGGUGGUGAAACUGAGGCAGGAACAGGGUUCUGCCUUCCCAGAGCCUGCACUCUGGGAGUCCAGGAUGGAGAGCCAGGAGGGACCUGAGAUCAUCCAGUCUUGCUCUCGUAACCUGCACAGGAGGAAACUGAAGCCAGGAGAAGAGGAGGGAGAACCUGCCCAAGGCUUCACAGUGAGGCUUUCAUGAAGCUGGAAUAGAAACCAGGGAUCCUGACUUCUACCCUGGGGCCCUUCAAUUGCUACACAGAGAUGCACUGGAAAGAGAGUUUGACAGACCUACUCCAGGACACAACUAUUCCUGCUUUGAGCAAGGAUUUCUAGCCUGAUGCCGGAAUGUCCCACUGUCCCUUGGGUUGUCUCCUGAGCUGAGCCUCCAAAAUCACACCCAGCUCGAUGGCCUAGAUGCUGCCUAUCCUCUGGGGAAACAGAUGGGGCUCUUGGGGCCACCCAGAUGGGCCUGGGACUUCCACCCCUGCUGCCUCUGGAGUGGACUGGCAGCUUUGUCAGAGGCUCUGGAGUGAGGAGAGUUGGAGCAUCCCCCAGGGUGGACUGUGGCUUGCAACAUGGAUUCUAGGCUGUGGCAAGGGCUGAUUGUGGGGAGGGGGAGUGGGGAAAAUCUAUUUUUAUGAAACAGA
Molecule: messenger RNA, 2712 nt
Organism: Lemur catta (Ring-tailed lemur)
Lineage: Eukaryota; Metazoa; Chordata; Mammalia; Primates; Lemuridae
Gene: MOB3C
Product: MOB kinase activator 3C
Exons: 4
Coding region: 92-829 (245 amino acids)
Biological process (GO): signal transduction; positive regulation of protein phosphorylation
Cellular component (GO): nucleus; cytoplasm
Molecular function (GO): protein kinase activator activity
Source: RefSeq, a predicted model, not a curated record